This is a messenger RNA of Bombina bombina (fire-bellied toad), 3067 nucleotides long. RefSeq names its product DnaJ heat shock protein family (Hsp40) member B4 (gene DNAJB4). Lineage: Eukaryota; Metazoa; Chordata; Amphibia; Anura; Bombinatoridae. Gene Ontology annotation, molecular function: protein-folding chaperone binding. The record is from RefSeq and is a predicted model, not a curated record. The transcript is spliced from 3 exons. The coding region runs from base 162 to 1181 and encodes 339 amino acids. Gene Ontology annotation, cellular component: cytosol.
UCCCAGGAAAAGAUACUACUCAGGCACUGACAGUCUGAGUAUACACAGAGCCUACACUGGAUCAACAAUCUGUGACUUCUUUUCUGGUUUAUACUUGAUAUAUUAAAACAACACCUGAACAUUAUAUAAAAACAUUUAGUUUUGUAUUAGCUGACAGAGUUAUGGGGAAAGAUUACUAUUCCAUUUUGGGCAUUGAAAAGGGGUCUUCUGAAGAGGAUAUCAAAAAAGCUUACAGAAAACAAGCACUCAAAUGGCACCCAGACAAAAACAAAUCUGCUCAUGCAGAGGAGAAGUUUAAAGAGAUUGCAGAAGCCUAUGAGGUUCUCAGUGACCCCAAGAAGAGGGAUAUCUAUGAUCAGUUUGGAGAAGAAGGUCUUAAAGGAGGAGCUGGGACGCCAGAUGGCCACAAUGGCAACUUUCAUUAUACUUUCCAUGGUGACCCACAUGCUACAUUUAAUGCAUUCUUUGGAGGUGCAAACCCAUUUGAAAUGUUCUUUGGAAGAAGGAUGGGAGGAGGACGAGAUGAUGAAGACAUGGAACUGGAUGGAGAUCCAUUUAGCUCCUUUACUACCUUCAGCAUGAAUGGGUUUCCUAGAGAAAAGAACCAGGUUGGUAACCAAUUCCGUCGCAAACAGGAUCCUCCUAUAAUUCAUGACUUGAGAGUAUCUUUGGAAGAGAUCUACCAUGGGUGCACUAAAAGAAUGAGAAUUUCCAGGAAAAAAAUGAACCCAGAUGGGAGAUCUGCAAGGACUGAAGAUAAAAUCCUAACCAUAGAGAUAAAGAAGGGUUGGAAAGAAGGCACAAAGAUCACAUUCCCCAAGGAGGGAGAUGAGACACCGACUACCAUUCCUGCUGAUAUUGUUUUUGUUAUUAAAGACAAGCCUCAUUCAAACUUUAAGAGAGAUGGCUCAAACAUCAUAUGUCCUGUACAGAUCAGCUUACGGGAGGCUUUAUGCGGCUGUUCACUCAGUGUACCAACCUUAGAAGGACGGAACAUACCAAUGACAAUAAGUGAUAUUAUAAAACCGGGUAUGAGAAGGAGGAUUAUAGGAUAUGGACUUCCUUUUCCAAAAACGCCAGACCAACGUGGAGAUCUACUGGUAGAAUUCGAAGUGAAAUUUCCAAACAGCAUUCCUGAGGGAUCUAAAGAAAUCCUGAAAAGACAUCUUCCAAUAUCCUAGAUUCACAGCCAUCAGUGACAAUUAGCUGUGUCUAUAGACUCUGUGUGCUUGGAAAUCUUGUUUUCCUGGAUUAAAGAUGAAUGAUGUUGAGUGUAUUGUAAGAAUUUUAAUUAGCACUUGCUAGAAAGCUUGCUGCUGGCAUAAAUGUGGUAGUGACGCAUACACACUAAUAGAUUUUUUGUUGUAUAGUGUAGACAGUGUGCGCAUCGCUGCCCUUUAAAUAUUGCAAUAUCUGCCCUCUUAAAGAUUAAAGGGAAACUGAACCCAUUUUUUUUUGCUUUCAUGAUUCAGAUAGAACAUGCAAUUUUAAGCAACUUUCUAAUUUACUCCUAUUAUCAAAUUUUCUUAGUUCUCUUGGUAUCUUUAUUUGAAAAAGCAGGAAUGUAAGCUUACAAACCAUACCAUCUUUGGUUCAGCACCUGGGUAGCUAUUGCUGAUUGCUGCUAUUGCUGAUUGGUGACCUUUUUUAAAUUAUGAUACCAAGAGAACAAAGAAAAAUUGAUAAUAGGAAUAAAUUAGAAAGUGGUUUAAAAUUGCAUGCUCUGACUGAAUGAUGAAAGAAAAAAAUGUGGGUUCAGUAUCCCUUUAACAUUUACAUUUACCACAAUUUCACACACUACCUUGUUACAAAAAGACACAUUUUGCUUUUGUUUCCAUCAGUGCUGUAUAUUAAAUCAGCGCUAUUGGAAGAGACUUCUAUUACGACUAUGGGGCAGAUUUAUGAAUGUGCAAGCAGACAUAAUACAAUGUAGCGUAUCAUGUCCGCCGCACACCGCUUAAUGCCGACAGCAUACGCUGUUGGCAUUUAUCAUUGCACAAGCAGUUCUUGUGAACUGCUUGUGCAAUGCCACCCCCUGCAGAUUCGCGGCUAAUCGGCCUCUAGCAGGGGGUGUCAAUCAGCCCGAUCAUAUAGGAUCGGGCGGAUUGAUGUCUGCAGCCUCAGAGCAGAUGGACAAGUUAUGGAGUAGCGGUCUUUAGAUUGCUGAUUCAUAACUGCUGUUUCCGGCCAGCCUGAAGGCUCGCGCGGAAACAGGGGCAUUCGGAGCUUGAUAAUUCGGCCCCUAUAUCUGGCAAAAUGUAAUGUUCUAUAUUUUCUUUUCCAUAUAUGCAUAAACAUUAUCAUUUUUGUUUGUUUUCUUGUAAAUUCAAAAGAGAGAUCAUUUUAUAUAGUAUUCUAAAGUGUCAGAAGAAAAAAAAAUAAUCUUUUUUGUGUUUGAAAUUUUCCAGUAUUUUUUGUUAUUAUUUUAGGCUUAUAUUUUUUUUAGUGUUUUUGAAAUUACCAAACUAUAUUUUAAUCAUAAUUGUUAAACACCAUAUUGUAAUGUUCAACUCUCAAAUUUCUUUAACACUAUUUUACAGGUAUUAAAAGCAAAUUAAUUAAAUGUUUGAAAGUUAUGAACUUAUGUUUUACACCAGAAAGAACAUCCUAAAGAGGCAUGAAACCCAAUUUUUUAUCUCAUGAUUCAGAUAAAGUAUACAAUUUUGAACAACUUUCCAAAUGACAUAUUAUUUGUUGAAGGAGCAACAAUGCAUUACUGGGAGCUAGCUGAACACAUCUGGUAAGCCAAUGACAAAAGGCAUAUGUGUGCAGCCACCAAUCAGCAGCUAGCUCCCAGUAAUGCAUUGCUGCUUCUCAACCUGCCUAGUUAUGAUUUUCAAGAAAACAUACAAUGCAAAGUAGAUAAUUAUUAAAAGGUUAGUUAAAAUGAUGUGAUCUAUCUGAAUCAUAAAUGUUUAAUUGUGACUGUAUUGUCCCUUUAAAGUUACAUAUAAAGCUGACACACAAAAAUAGUCUUUGUUAAUAGCCAAUAUCUCUGAUUUUUGCUGCAUACGUUUAUUUGUUUAAUGUACAUUUUAUUAUCACAUAAAGGUGCCUAAUUGCUUAA